AUGAAAACGGACAAUGUUUCGGGUAUCACAAGAGAGCAGCGGUCUCAGAAGUUCAUGGAGCAGAUGCAGUUGAAGCAUGACGAACGUAUGCUCACUGAAGGUGCUGCAGCUGCCUGGAAGGCAAUGGAAGUGGCGUUGCAGAGCAGUUCAAGAUCUGGUACAGAAGUAAUAGGAGAUAUUGACAGUGGUUGGUUUGGAGAAGAGAGAAGGUGGAGGUCCUCACGAACACUGCAGAAACUGUGCGUUCUAAUGAUCAAACUAAUAAUGAUUGCACCACCCUCAAGUCUUUUCAAAUGUGAAACAUGUGAAGGAGACGAAGGGAGACUGCAUGCUGUCUGCGCGGACGGUAUAUGGUCUGGUUAUCAGAGAAAAUGGCGAAGAACGUUUGUCAACGUUUCUGAGACUUGUCAGGCAUUAAAGCCGUCUAAGGCAUCGUCGCAUUCUAUGAAGGCGAUCAAGAGACCGCUGAUUGGCUUGCUUCGUAAGGAACAGACAGGGAUGUUUCUAAUUGAUGCUAUAAAAGGCGAUGCAGUUACUGUCACAAAUAGAACGUUACCGGCAGUUGUUGGAGCUAUUCGUCUCAUAUCACCUCAUUUGCUUCCUGUCAACUAUCUCGAUGAAUCCUUAACGGGGAGAAGCCCUAACGACAAAGACGACAUUGGCAUAAGCGUAGCGAGUCGCCUCCGAGAUCUCAUUUGCUGUUGCUUCAGUCAAAGAGAGCUGUGUGAGCGGCUCUGUCGUGCCUUGCUAUUGUAUCUGAAAAAACGUCAACGUGGAACACAUCCUUCUCGAAAGAGACGCAAGAGUUCUCGUAAUGAUGAUCUGGGAAGGACUGGGACAGCAUCCCUUCAGAGUGGACAUUCUUCAAAUGUUGUUGCAACAGAUUCUGAAGUGAUGACUGCCAUUAUUGGCUUCUUGGCCUCACACAAUGGUUUGGAAGCAAAUAAUGAGACUGACCGGGAAGGAAAGUGCUGGUCCAAGGCAUUUAUGAACUCAUCUCUGGGCAGUGGUCUUUGGGGUCGAGAACGGAUCUGUUUCUUCUCAUCAGAUAUCUCAUUCAGUCACCUUGCACGCAGAUGGUUACACGGAAGCAAUUGGCAAGCCUGCGUGUCGUAG
Chondrus crispus (carragheen) is the source of this 1116-nucleotide messenger RNA. RefSeq lists its product as hypothetical. The record is from RefSeq and is a predicted model, not a curated record. The transcript has a single exon. Lineage: Eukaryota; Rhodophyta; Florideophyceae; Gigartinales; Gigartinaceae. The coding region runs from base 1 to 1116 and encodes 371 amino acids.